Peniophora sp. CBMAI 1063 is the source of this 1317-nucleotide messenger RNA. Lineage: Eukaryota; Fungi; Basidiomycota; Agaricomycetes; Russulales; Peniophoraceae. The record is from the annotation of a GenBank genome assembly.
AUGAGCUAUCGUUCGACCGAACCCGCACCUCAGGCUCGUUAUCUUCUCGGUGUAGGUCCUGUGCCACAGCCGACAGGGCCGCAGAUCGCUGCUGCUUACGUCCAAGCUGGUCUCGAUGGUCGUCUUCCCUCUUUCCGUGUGGCUACGGGGCCUGAUACUCACCGCAAUCGCACGGGAGGCUCGGGACAAUCAGAAGAGGAGACACCUAAGGACUACCAGGGACAGAUCAUCACGCAGAUCCAUUUCCAGAUCCCGUCAGCGCGAGGCAAGAGUCUGGCACUCAAGCUCGACACGACUCGCGAUGCCCUCGCCGUCGGAUACAAGUUCCCCAGCGACAAGGGUGGCGCCAGUCGUCUCGAGAAUGCGGAUGACAUCAAGGAACUCAUCAAGCGCUGGAUACGUUACCGCAAGAACCCUAACUCGAGCCAGGACGGGAAAGUGACCAUCCAGGAUAUGCGGAAGCCGGCGAAGGAUAACAAUACCGCCGCCAAGGAGAAGAAUACCGUCGCCAAGGAGAAGAGUGGGAAGAAGAAGGGCUCGAAUGAGGAAGAGGAGGCACACGGGAAGGCGGAAGAGGAGGCGUGUUCGGACGAGUUUCGUAUCUGUCUUCAGAAGCUGCAAUGCAACUGUGUUGGGUAUGCGGGCCAUGGUACCCGUUACUGUUGGAAGGAUCCUCGCCAUCCCAACGAGCAUCAUCCUUUGUCACUGCAGGACGUGUUGAACUGGGCUCGCUAUAUGAAACUCAAUCCAGAGGCUGACCGUACGUGCACGGUUCGCCCAAACACAAAGGGUUUCGACCAACUCGGCGAACCACGGCGUCAGAAGUCCCCGAAGAAAUCUGCUAAUGAUCCAAACUCUCCUGUCAUCCACGUCCACAUCAACAACGCGCCAAAUGCGGAGAACACGCCGCGCAAGCGCAAGACGCGCGACGACGCCGUGGAAGAAGAUCCUAUUCUCCUCCGUGAUGCUCUUCGGCAGCUUGAUGCCCGUCUCCCGAAGGCAAAGUUCUCAUCGUAUGCCGCAAAGCUUGAGGAGAUGGGCUUUUACUACGCCCAGAGUAUUGUCGACUCGAAGGAUGACCGCGACAUAUUUCUGCGUCGGGAGAACGGCGUCGGGAUGCCUCCUGGGCUUGUCCCGACCUUCCUCCGUGAGACGGAGGCGGUUAUAAUCAAGGCGAAGGAAGCGAAACGGCGUCGUAUCCAGCAUGGCAAGGAGAACAUGCCUCCGGCGAUCAUCCUCAACAGCGACGAUGAUGACGAUGAUGAUACUGAUGGCAACGAGGACGUUGACGAGCUCGCGGGCGACUUGUCGUCGUAA